Sorex araneus (European shrew) is the source of this 3680-nucleotide messenger RNA. RefSeq names its product LIM homeobox 6 (gene LHX6). The transcript is spliced from 10 exons. Lineage: Eukaryota; Metazoa; Chordata; Mammalia; Eulipotyphla; Soricidae. Gene Ontology annotation, molecular function: RNA polymerase II transcription regulatory region sequence-specific DNA binding; DNA-binding transcription factor activity, RNA polymerase II-specific. The record is from RefSeq and is a predicted model, not a curated record. Gene Ontology annotation, cellular component: nucleus. Gene Ontology annotation, biological process: regulation of transcription by RNA polymerase II; neuron differentiation; forebrain neuron development. The coding region runs from base 243 to 1421 and encodes 392 amino acids.
CGGGGGCCUCUCCAAGUUUGUCGGGACCUUCUUCCGAGGCAGCGGCGGCGGCAGCCGGGGAGGCCGGGGCUGCGCGCGGGCCGGGGCCGGGGCGGAGGGCUGGGGCCGGGCCCGGGGCUGCGGGGCCGGCGCCUCCGCUCUGCCACUGCUCGUGCUUCAGUCUCGGCUCGCGCCGCGGCCGUGGCCCCCCUGGACGCGGCUCCGGGCGCUGCGCACCCGCGGAGCCCGCCGCGCCCCGGCCCAUGUACUGGAAGCAUGAGAACGCGGCCCCGGCGCUGCCCGAGGGCUGCCGGCUGCCGGCCGAGGGCGGCCCCGCCACCGACCAGGUGAUGGCCCAGCCUGGGUCCGGCUGCAAAGCGACCACCCGCUGCCUUGAAGGGACCGCGCCACCGGCCAUGGCGCAGUCGGACGCCGAGGCCCUGGCGGGGGCUCUGGACAAGGACGAAGGCCGGGCGUCUCCUUGUACGCCCAGCACGCCGUCGGUCUGCUCACCGCCCUCCGCCGCCUCCUCCGUGCCGUCGGCCGGCAAGAACAUCUGCUCCAGCUGCGGCCUCGAGAUCCUGGACCGGUAUCUGCUCAAGGUCAACAACCUCAUCUGGCACGUGCGCUGCCUCGAGUGCUCUGUGUGUCGCACGUCGCUGAGGCAGCAGAACAGCUGCUACAUCAAGAACAAGGAAAUCUUCUGCAAGAUGGAUUAUUUCAGCCGGUUCGGGACCAAGUGCGCGCGGUGCGGCCGGCAGAUCUACGCCAGCGACUGGGUGCGGAGGGCGCGCGGCAACGCCUACCACCUGGCCUGUUUCGCCUGCUUCUCCUGCAAGCGGCAGCUCUCCACCGGCGAGGAGUUCGGCCUGGUGGAGGAGAAGGUGCUGUGCCGCAUCCACUACGACACCAUGAUCGAGAACCUCAAGAGGGCCGCGGAGAACGGGAACGGUCUCACGCUGGAGGGGGCAGUGCCCUCGGAGCAGGACAGUCAGCCCAAGCCGGCCAAGCGCGCACGGACGUCGUUCACCGCCGAGCAGCUGCAGGUUAUGCAGGCGCAGUUCGCGCAGGAUAACAACCCCGACGCACAGACGCUGCAGAAGCUGGCCGACAUGACGGGCCUCAGCCGGAGGGUCAUCCAGGUGUGGUUUCAAAACUGCCGGGCGCGACAUAAAAAGCACACGCCGCAGCACCCCGUGCCGCCCUCCGGGGCGCCGCCGUCCCGCCUCCCCUCCGCCCUGUCCGACGACAUCCACUACUCACCGUUCAGCAGCCCCGAGCGCGCGCGCAUGGUCACCCUGCACGGCUACAUCGAGAGUCAGGUCCAGUGCGGGCAGGUGCACUGCCGGCUGCCUUACACCGCGCCCCCGGUCCACCUCAAAGCCGACAUGGACGGGCCGCUCUCCAAUCGGGCCGAGAAGGUCAUCCUUUUCCAGUACUAAGGCUGCCGUUGGCACUUCUGCAUCUGUCCUCGGGCACUCGACAGCUGCCCCUCAGCCGCUGAAACCAGGCCGCAGCCAGGGACCCACCCACUCCACCUCCACUGCCGCCGGCUGGGCCCCCUCCCCCCGCCCCCCACGCCUGGCCUUCCCCUGUCCUGCAGAGAACCAGAUCCCAGGAGCGGCGUGGAGCCCCCCCCCCGGGCAGGCGGAGCUCCCGGAAAUUUGGAACCAGGGUGCAAACAACAGCCCUCCGCCCGCGCCCCCCCUCCAGUGUGGACCGGAUCCUGUUUAGCAGCCGACCGCGACGCCUUGAGUUGUGGGACACACCGGGCUCCGUCACAGACAGGUUUUCCUCCCUCCCACGUUGGCCUUUAUUUACCGCUUCCUGGGAACCGUCUCCGAGUUCCGAGUAGCCGACAACCCCCCCCCCCCCCCCCGUGUUAUCCACUCUGCGGCUUUUGUCUGGAAAACUCUGCAGUGUUUGUGGGCUGUCCCCCAAGGAAAGCUGUGCUCUGACUUUAUCAUUUCCAUCUGUCUGGUUCUGUCAAGUUCGUUCCAAGAGAGAAGAAAAACACUGACCGGCCGCGAGAGGCCCGAGAGGGCAGAGAGGGAGGCCUGCCCAGACCAACCAGAGUGCAUGUGUGCGUGCGUACGUGUGUGUGCAUGUGUGUGUGUGUGUGCGCAUGUGCGUGUGUGUGUGCAUGUGUGAGUGCGUACGUGUGUGUGUGCAUGUGUGUGCAUGUGUGCAUGUGUGUGUGUGCGCGUGUGCGUGUGUGUGUGUUUGUGUGUGUGCAUGUGUGAGUGCGUACGUGUGUGUGUGUGUGUGUGUGUGUGUGUGUGUGUGUAUGUAGCGGGGAACACGUGGGGUCCGGGCUGGGCGGGGAGGGCCGGAGUGGAGAGAGCCCAGCCGGUGUGGAUGUUGAGGCGCUGGCCUGUGUGCCCGCCCGUCUCCAGCACAGGGCCAGGGCUGUGCAGAGGUGAGGGAGGCCGGUACCGGGCCUUUCCCAAGUGUUGGACCCUGGCAGUUGGGUCAGGUCUUCUUGGCACGGGACCGGUCCCAGGGAGAUGAGGCCACAGAUGGGGGGCCGGGGGUAGGGGGCGCGGUGUGUGGCUGUCAGAGUGCUCUGGACCCAGUCGAGAGACAGAGGGUGCCCGUCGCCGGGGUGAGUGUGUUGCGUCUGAGACCUGGGCCCCCUCCGUCCCCCGCCCCUGCCGCCCCAGCCCUGCUGGGGACCAGCCUCACUCACGCCUUGAGUGGGAAGCGCCUGCCCUGAUCCUGCUGCCGCCUCAAACAGGAGGGCCCAGGGGACAAGCCCACCCAUCCUGGGGCCAGGGGAGCCCUUGGGAGCCUGGCGCGCUGCCCACUGGAGGCUGCCAGUGGGGCGCAGUCCAGCCCGGGACCCUCCCCUGCCUUGGUUACAGCCCCUUGGAUCUGUCCACGUGAUGUCGGGAGGCCCCCAGGGCAGGGGACACGAGGAGUUCCUGUGUCGCCCACCUCCCCCGCACCCCCGCCCCCUCCCAACGCGCCCCCCGGCCCCCCGUGGCAGACGUCACUCAGCGCUCUCCGUCUCAGCCCUGGGCUGGGGGUGACCCAGCUGCUGCAGGGGGGCACGUAAAGGAACCGUUGUCUGUGACUCUUGCUCGGGGAGCUGCCCCAGGGCGGAACCCACUUUCUCUCCCUUCCAAAGGAGGUUCCAGUUGACUCAGGGAGAAGAGGAGGUCCCCUCCCCCGCAGGAUGGGGUCUGAGCAGCUCUCGUUCGCCAGCUCCCACCCCGCUCCCCCCCCCCCCAGGAGAACGCAGCCCUGCGCCAGGGCCAGCGGCAACAGGAGUGGGUGGGCUGAGCUGAGCCCUGGCCACGGGGACCGCGGGGACCUUGCGACCACUACUCUUUCCCUCGAUGUUGACGGGCGAGCCCCUCCCAGGGCCACCGGGCGCUGCUCCACACCUGGAUCAUGUGGCCGUCGCAUGUGACCGUUCAGACCCAUCUCCUCUAGCCUGUUAGAGCAGCCUGGGAACACGCAGGCCAUCAAGCCUAUUUAUUUAAACACGAAAGGGGAAAACACACACACUCACACACACACACACACACACUCUCUCUCUCUCUCACAUACAUACAUACAUACACACACACACACACACACGGAAAAGAAUUGUAAGCACUUUUUUGUAAAACCAAUGUCUGUUUUGUUACAUACCUUUCAUGUUGUGCUUUGUAAAUGUCUUAUUUGUGUAAUAAAUAAAGUGAAUGCAAGCAGGA